UUUGAACACCGCGCUAUCUGUCAACAAAGAAAAAAGUCGCAAUUUGUGAUGCAAAUUCUGCAUUACAUCUACGGACUCAUAUAAUAUCUUGAAGAAAGCACUGCUAAAAUUAGUUCAGGAGUUUUUUUCACAAACUCAAGAUGCCUCUUUGACACACCAAAAUUGCUGCAUGAAUACACAACCAAACAUUCCCAGCAGCAGCGUUUGAGCAGAACAACAUGCCCAGAUUCCUGCCAAUGGGUUCCAGACCACCCUACCUGCCAUUGGACGACGAGUCCUUAAACAGUGACGAGCGGGUACUUCUUGAUCAGACCUUCUCGGAGGACAUACCCGCCGGCUACAUUUCAGGACUUGAACAGGAACCCGAGUCUUCUUGCAAGUGUUGUGCCCGCAAUCAAAUCUACUUACGCCUGCCGCGGAUCAAUCUGGCCUAUUUUAAAAACAUACAAUGGCAGAAGAGGAUAGACAUGAUUUUGAGUGUUUUUUGUCUGUUGAUCAUGUUGGUGGUGAGUGUAGGACUCGGUGCAUACGCAGUGUUUAAGAAGGAGCCGGGUCUGUUGAUAGAUAAGUCGUAUAGAGCGUUCAGAAUACCGCAGCAUGAAGCGUCGAUGGGCUGGGGAGCCUUUCAGGCUGCUAAGAGGAACAUGAGUAAUGGAUAUAUGAGCGGGGACUUGCCUAAGAAGUUUCAGUGGUUGUUUGGAGAUCAUGCUCCUGGAAACGGUGCAAAUGGCAAACGUGUCAAGCGUGAUUCUCCGGGCAACCAGUAUAUCAGUGUGGCACCACGCCAGUCCUCUCCUCGCUGGAAAAUGCAGGUCGUGUUCCUAGCAGAGGACGGGGAGAACAUGUUUACAAGAGAGAGGCUUCAACAGGUACAUGAAGUAGAGAAGCAAAUUAUUGCGCACAAACAAUUCACAGAGUUCUGUUUCAAGGACCUCUAUCACCCUGUGAUUCAGGCAGACCCAGCCAUUAAAGCUAUCAGUGGUUGCGCGCCCCUGAAUUCCCUCAUGGGCUAUUUUUAUCCAUCGAGGGAUGACAACGGGAACGUGUAUUACGAUGGUCUAGGAGAAAACAUGGACAACAUUGACAGUGCUCUGAAGCUGGCCAUGACAUCAACUAAGUUUUAUUAUUACGUUGAUGAUAAAGUGAAUAGUUCCUAUAUGAAGAGUCGUCUCAUAAGGACCGAGGUCAUAUUUGGGGCACCUUUAGAAGGGUAUUCCACAGCAUACUUGGACAAAGACAAGCAGACGGAGAAGUACAAGGAGUUUGUGGUGUCCUACAUCGACAUGUUCUCCAAGGCCUCAUCCAAGGAGAUUUCUGUCCUCUAUGGCGGAAACGAGAUCUUUGACUACGAGGUCGAGAUGACCUUUUGGAGGGACGUGAAACUCGCCCUCUAUGCCCUGCUUGCCAUAUUCCUCUUGAUGCUUGUUCUGACCUCGGGGUCACUUUGGCUGACCUUUUGGGGCUUUCUUAGCGUUCUUCUAAGUGCCCCUCUUGCCAUUUUCUUCUACCAUGUGGUGUUCAGCAUCCAGGCACUGGGUAUUCUAAAUGGUGCUGCUGCAUUUGUGAUCCUCGGUAUAGGAGUGGAUGAUGUGUUUGUGUUCAUAAACAUAUUCCGCCAAGCGGAACACAUUGACAAUCCAAGGGAAAGAACUCUUUACACUCUUCGAACUGCUGGAAAAGCUACGUUCUUUACAUCGUUCACAACGGCUGCUGCAUUUGCAGCGAACAUAGCUUCCAUGAUCCCUGCCGUUCAUGACUUUGGCCUGUUCAUGUCCCUGAUUGUGGCCAACUGCUGGGUGACUGUGAUGGUCAUCAUGCCUGCCGCCCUCUACACCUGGCAGGCGGUCUUCAAACACUGGGAGGACAAGUUAUGCAGGAUCAUGUGUUGUUGCUUGCCAAAGAUUGCUUGCAGAGGCAUGUCUGUGCCUGCCGACAUGGCCAACUUCCUUGACAACAGUAACCAUGGAAAUCAGGCUGUCAGGACUAGGGAGGUCAAUCUGGAAGACGAGGAUGAUGAUGUCGCCAUGUUGACCAUGGAAAACCCUCGCCAGUAUGGCGAAACUGAAGUGGAUGACCCAUUGAUCCAGGUUGACCCCGACCCCUUGAGGCUCCCUGAUGAUCUUGACCCCAAGAUGUCCGGUGGUUUGGGGUCCACACUGCAGGCAAUUCUGUACUACUAUGUCGCCAUACCAGUGAUCAAGGGCCGCUGGAUCAUCCUUGUGAUAACAACACUGCUGUUGUGCGUCUCUCUCGGGCUGCUCACUCAGCUGAAGGCCUCCACAAAGCCGCCUCAGUUUUUCCGCUCGGACACGAACAUACAGCGCCUACUAGACCUGAAGACCAAGUAUAGCGCCAUGGACACUGUGCAGUGUAACAGCUGCUCUGCCAUAUACAGCCUAGGAAUGAAAGAAGCAACUGAUGGUAAAGUUGCACAGAAUCCCACAUUGCCAUUUUUCCAGCCAAUACCUGAGUCAAGCCCUCUGGAAAUGACCACCCACCGUGCUAAUACAUCCCUAGAAAUGAACACCAACCCACCACCAGCACUACCACCGGUUCAUGCAACCACUAAAACAACCAUUCAUUUACCCACAACACACAACAAUCCAACAACCAUCCCACCCAUAUCACACCAGCCAAGUUCAAAACCACCAAGCAUAAGCCACCAUCCGAUUACAACAACCAGGCCCACAGUUCCAGUUUCCACUCCAAAUACAAACCCAAAUAAGCCAUUCAGAAACCCAACGACUCAUCGCCCAAAUCCUCCAAAAUCCGUGCCAGAAAAUUAUGAUGUUUGUAAGGAUGUGGAUUGUAGUCACCCAAAAGAGAGACCACUUCUGGAAACAGGGGCGACAGUUUACGUUGUGCUAGGAGUAAAGAAUUUCCAGUGGUCAAAGUCUGAUGUGGGGCAUGUUCUCUCAGAAGAUAUGGGUGAGGUUCAGUUUGAUCCAGCCUUCUCAGCUGCAUAUGACUUCACAAAUCCUGCCCUCUUGGGCCAUCUAGCGGAACUCUGCACCUUGUGCUGGAAAAUAGCAAACAACUCUGACCUGGUGAAGAACGGCAGUGCCCAGUGUUUGCCCACAGAUUAUCUCCCAGGAAUUCUGAAUACAGCUUUAUAUAAAGCUGUAAGCCUGGUACCUGCCUGUGCAAACCUACCUAAGGCAGCACAUAUAUAUGGGAACCAGCAACCAGCUCAUUCCAUGGGAGGGUUGACAUCAUCUGGAACAGCAGCUCUGUGGAUUAGUUUUGCUUUUGAAUCAACGACAUCAAAGAGCCAGUCUUACUUCGAGGCCCACAAGGAGUACCUGAAAUGGGAAGCAUUUUUGGGUGACAUCAAAAAAGGGCUGGCCCCAAAUAGUCCCUUGAAAUCCAUGUUUCAGACUUCAGAGUUCUGGCCAGAGGUGUUCAUGGAGAUUGUUGCUGUGGACAGCGCCAUCUAUGGUGUCGUGCUAUCAAUGGUGAUAUGCAUGAUUGCUGUGGUGAUCUUCACAAGGCACAUUGUCCUGCUUUUCAUCAUAUUCAUCAGCAUAACAGAGAUGAUCUGCCUGGUGGUUGGCUUGUUCUAUGUGCUAGGCUGGGAGGUGGGAGGGGUGGAGGCCAUAUCGCUGUCCAUUCUCGUCGGCUCCUCCGUAGACUACUGCGUCCACCUUGUGGAGGGUUAUAUUCUGGCAGCCGAAGCAUGUCCCGUCAAGGAUAAUGCGGCAGAGGCCCGGCGAUGGCGAACAAAGGCUGCAUUCAGCCAUAUAGGAGUGUCUGUAAUCAGCUCAGCGCUUACCACCAUAAUGGCUGCAGUCCCUCUUACCCAGACCACGAUUCAACCAUUUGCAAAAUUUGGUCAAAUAAUCGCCAUAAAUACAACCGUGUGUAUUAUCUACUCGCUGACACUCUGUGUCGCCCUACUGAGCAUGAUCGCUCCAGCGUAUUUCAAACCCACUUGGAGGUCACUAGUGAAAUCGGUGAUUGGAACAGCUGUUGCUAUGGGAUUUGCUGUUCUUUUGCUGUUUGUUUUAAGCCGCUUUGGUAUUGAUAUACCCGGGCCUAACGGUGGCUCCAUUUUUUAAUGAUUUUUGAUGGAUUUUUUUUAUAGCUGCAGAAGUUUCUAACCACUAGAACAUAAUUAAUAUUAUAAAAGACUAUGGUAUCAGUAGUUUUGAAUCUCAUGUUCAAAGUUUUAUACAUUUAUUUACAAAAAGAAUUUUGAUUUCUUUAAUUGCAUUUUACAUGUAUUUACAUAUUUAUGAAGAAAAAAAUAUAUACUAAUAAUUUUUUUAAGGAUUUUUUCUUUUGAAGACAUCUUUAAAUUAUGUAAAAAAAAAAAAGACAAAAAAAACACACUUUGUCUUGAGUAGACUUCUUUGUCUUGAGGAGACUUCUUUAAAGGUUUUUUUUAUUUCUACUUUUUAGCUCGACUAUUAUAUAUGAAAUACAUGUAUAUAUAGUGGAGCGAUCCUACUCACCCCGGCGUCGGCGUUAGCGUUUCCGUUCCCGUGUCCGUUAGCUUGCAAAUGUUAAAGUUUGCGUACUACCCCAAAUAUUUCCUAUGUCCUUUGACAUAUUGCUUUUAUAUUUUGCAUACUUCUUUACCAACAUGACCCCAAUCUAUAAACAAGAGCGGACAACUGUAUCAAGCAUUUUGACAGAAUUAUGGCCCCUUUUAUACUUAGAUAAUUGAACAUUUUGCUUAAAUU
Dreissena polymorpha is the source of this 4685-nucleotide messenger RNA. RefSeq names its product protein dispatched homolog 3-like. Gene Ontology annotation, cellular component: membrane. The transcript is spliced from 18 exons. The coding region runs from base 219 to 4058 and encodes 1279 amino acids. Lineage: Eukaryota; Metazoa; Mollusca; Bivalvia; Myida; Dreissenidae. The record is from RefSeq and is a predicted model, not a curated record.